Messenger RNA from Psilocybe cubensis, 324 nucleotides. RefSeq lists its product as uncharacterized. The coding region runs from base 1 to 324 and encodes 107 amino acids. The record is from RefSeq and is a predicted model, not a curated record. NCBI's taxonomy places the organism in Eukaryota, Fungi, Basidiomycota, Agaricomycetes, Agaricales, Agrocybaceae. The transcript has 3 exons.
AUGUCUCAAUACGAAUUUGAUGCCAAAUUUCCAGCUUCCGCUACCCCUCCGAGGCGUAUUACUCCUGAGACCUAUGUCGGAAACCCUUUCAUGAUGAAUGCUGCUUUGGACAAGCUCGACCACGCAUUUUCUGAGGUCAUAUCGAUAUUGGAACAGGAGAGUAGCUCGCAGGAUCUCGAAACCGGAGACAACGUGCUGUUAAACAGAUUCAAGAGCUGGAGAGAUGAGCUGGAAAUGAUCAGGUUGGGGGAAGAAGAUCUGUCGUUCCCUCAGCGUCUCGCUUCGCCGCCAGCACAAAAUGAAGGAGGGUUGUUUGCUGAUUGA